Messenger RNA from Meira miltonrushii, 1947 nucleotides. Its product is annotated as RIO1-domain-containing protein. Gene Ontology annotation, molecular function: ATP binding; protein serine/threonine kinase activity. The transcript has a single exon. Gene Ontology annotation, cellular component: cytosol; preribosome, small subunit precursor. NCBI's taxonomy places the organism in Eukaryota, Fungi, Basidiomycota, Exobasidiomycetes, Exobasidiales, Brachybasidiaceae. Bases 1 to 1947 code for a protein of 648 amino acids. Gene Ontology annotation, biological process: maturation of SSU-rRNA. The record is from RefSeq and is a predicted model, not a curated record.
AUGGAAGAUUCAGAGGAGGAGGAGGAUGGCGAAGAAUACGAAGACCAGCUCGAAGAUGAAAUUGCAGAAGAUGAAGAGCAAAUGGGACGAGUAGAAGAUGCUGAUUGGGAGCUUGCACGUGGAGAUUUCACAAAGAUGUUCAAUCGAUCAAGACAAUUGGCACAAAUUGCAGGUCAGUCAUCUUCGAAUGCAUCUGGAUCCAAUGUCCCAUUACCGGCUAUGAAUCGAGCAAGAAGGACGAAGGCAAAACCAUCACGCACGCCUGCGAAAGCUCAAGAUGAAGAAGGAAAACAGGCUGAUGAUAUUAACACAAACACAAAUCGCACACCCGCUGACAAGAUAGAGGAACAACUAUCAAGUCUGCGGCAGAAGUUCGGCGCUCAAAUGCGUAUUGAUGAUACGUAUGAUCCCAGUGCGAUCACAGGUGGUGCAUUGAGUGCAAACGUACCGCGAAAAGGGAAUACUGGCAUGGGAGAAAAACGUGUUCGUGAUAAAAGUGAUAGAUCAACCGUACAACAAGUUCUUGAUCCACGCACGAUGGUGAUCUUGUUCAAGAUGUUGCAACGUGGAUUAUUGAAAGAGAUUAAUGGAGUCAUUAGUACGGGAAAAGAAGCAAAUGUUUAUCAUGCAAGCACGUACAAAUAUGUCACUACAGGAGAAAUGGUAGCAAAUGGCGAAACUCAUUCGGACGAAGAAGGACUGCCUCUAGCUCUAAAGAUUUACAAGACUACCAUCUUGGUAUUCAAAGAUCGUGAUCGUUACAUCACAGGAGAGUUCCGAUUCAGGCAUGGAUACGCUCGUCAUAAUCCCAGAAAGAUGGUCAAAUUAUGGGCCGAAAAGGAAGCCAGAAAUUUGAAGAGAUUGGUGGGAGCUGGUAUUCGUUGCCCUAGGCCGAUCGAAUUGCGCGAUCACGUAUUGGUGAUGGAAUUCUUGGAAGAUGGAACAGGAAGAAACAGUCCUCGCUUAAGGGACGCAGAAAAGCUAAUCGACGAAAGACGACAAGCAGGCGAAGGAAUGAUUUGGGAAAAUUUGUAUGUGGAAAUGAUGGUGGCCAUGCGUGUGAUGUAUCAUCAGUGUCAUUUGGUUCAUGCAGACUUGAGCGAGUAUAACAUCUUAUAUCACAAAGAACAUCUUUACAUCAUUGAUGUUUCUCAAUCGGUCGAACAUGAUCAUCCGUACGCUUUCGACUUUUUACGUGCGGAUAUUGCACAUGUUGACGAAUACUUUGCAAAAAGGGGAGGUGUUCAAACUUUGGGUGUUAGGAAGACUUUUGAAUGGAUCGUUCGCACGCCGGCUAGGACAGAGGGACAAGAAGAAAGUGCUGGCAAGAGCAAUACUGAUGAUUCGACAGCUAUUGUUUCACAAACCGGAAAAGAAGCUCCACUUAACACACUUGCAACUCUUGCCAGUGGUCCAUUCAGCAAGUUCGAGUACAUUACACGUGGACCAGGCGAAAGUGAUGAAGAGCUUUCCGAGGGAGUUCGCAAUAUGAUGAUGAAUGCACAAGAAGAAGCAGAAUCAGGCAAGACUACCAACGAAACUUUCGACGAUGCUGUGUUUAGACAAGCUUAUAUUCCGCAAAAUUUGAAUGAAGUUUUUGAUCCUGAACGUGAUAUCGAACAACGCAAUGAGGGACAUGCCAACGGACUCAUUUAUGCAAAUGUCAUCGGCGUUGAUGGUCGGUCAAAAGAGCAAAACUCAACGGAGAACCCUGCUGGAGAGGAAGAUGGAUCGGACAGUGAUGAUUCUGAUGAAGAGGAAGACAGCGACAGUGAAGAAGGCGCAGAAGACGGACAAACGAAAAAGACGCCAAGAGGACAUCGUCACGAAGAUCGAGAUGCAAAGAAGGAACGUAAAAAGCAAGUUAAAGAAGCCGCUCGUGAAAAGCGAAAGACAAAGAUGCCAAAAGCGGAAAAGAAGAGACGUAUGCGCACCAGCAAGAAGUGA